AUGGCGCAGCCGGACUUUGCCUACCGCACGUCGGCCGGUAUGCCAAGUGACCCUUGGCUCUCUACGCGCAGCCCGCUAUACAACGAUACAACAUCAUACCAGCAGCAGCAGCAGCACACCAACAACAACAACAACAACAACAACAACACCUCCUCGUUCGAUGUCACGGGCAGGGGUCCCUAUCGGCCGCAUAGCGUGGCCUUCUCGACAACCGGAAAUGCCUCGACGUAUAACCUGCCAACGAACGCCGUGUCGGUGGCGGCCCUAGGCAACAGCUUCCUCAAGAACCAAUACAACCUUGGACGAGCCGGUCCCUUCCUCGUCGACCACGGCGCUGCUGCCGCCGCCGUCGCGCCCACUCCCCAGCUUUACAACCCCCGACCAGCCCCCGUCGGACCGGCCUAUACUAGCGCGCCAAGCCACGGCGCCGUCCACGGGCACCUUAACGACCAGUACCGGACCACCGCGACCAACCUCAACCACACACAGGUACAUGGAGGAUGGGGGGAUCAUCACCACGCAGGGUCGUCGUCGCGGUUCGCCUCAUCGUCAACGGACUCGGUCGACGACAUCAUGGGCUCGCCUAGCCUCUCCGACUACUCGCUCGACAACCCGUCGCUCUCAACAGCACCAUCCAGCAAGCCGGGAGGCAACAAGAACCAUCAUAACCACCACAGCCAUAACCAUAACCACAACAACCAUAACGGCGGCAAUGGCAAUAACCGAGGCGGCCGCUCCCAGCGCCGCCCCUCCAACCGCGACGAGUUCGACGGCCCCCACCAAUUCCUCCAGCGCCCACCGCCCGAAUACAUCGCCAUGCAAGAGCGCGAGCUCCCGCACCUGCCCACCAACCUCCUGGUCCAAGAACAAGACUCGGUCCUGACACAAGUCAACGACCGUCUCUCGCAAUGCGCCUACGACUUCGUAGCCAAGUACCAGUUCCCCAUCCCGCUGACGCAAGACAUGCGGCCCGUCGAGCGCCCUCAGGACCGCGAGUGGACCGAGUGGGUUUACCUUUUGAAGAGACUUGCGACCAAAAGAAGAAUUCCUGCGCGCGUGCUGUAUAACGGUCAGAUCAAGCAGUUUGUUACCAUCCUGGAGAAUAGUCUGGAGAUGAGACAUGCGGCUAAGCAUCAGAGCCGGCCGCUGAAGGAUGAUCGGAAUAUUUUGCAGCUGAUCUCGGCGGGGAUCCAGGUCGCGAAGAUUUUGAAGGAUGCGCCCGCUAUGGACUUUUUGGAUAAGCUUUAUGUGAGCACGGAACAGCAGAUUCAGGAGCGGGCGGCGGCUGCUGCUGCUAGGUUUCGUUGA
Molecule: messenger RNA, 1308 nt
Organism: Sordaria macrospora k-hell
Lineage: Eukaryota; Fungi; Ascomycota; Sordariomycetes; Sordariales; Sordariaceae
Source: RefSeq, a predicted model, not a curated record